This is a messenger RNA of Penaeus indicus, 1311 nucleotides long. It is a transcript of the gene bug, whose product is annotated as thioredoxin domain-containing protein 15-like. Gene Ontology annotation, biological process: cilium assembly. Gene Ontology annotation, cellular component: cilium. Bases 150 to 1064 code for a protein of 304 amino acids. The record is from RefSeq and is a predicted model, not a curated record. The transcript has 6 exons. NCBI's taxonomy places the organism in Eukaryota, Metazoa, Arthropoda, Malacostraca, Decapoda, Penaeidae.
AAUUAAACAGUAAAUGCUCUAAAGAAACAAUUCAGGAAUCAAUAGAUGGAGAUGCAACCAAAGAAGCAUUUAGAGAAGGAACACCAGGUAAUGAAGGAGAAGAUAAGAAAGAGGAGGAUGAAGAUGAAAAUAUUAAUGGUGAAGGACAAAUGAUAGUCGAAAGUGAAGAAAACGAAGAUGAAUCUAAAUUGAACAAGGUGGAUCCUGAAAUGGAAAACAUACCUCUUCGAGAAAUAUUACUGAAAUUAAAGCCAGAAGGUUUAACAGAUGAUGAUGAAGAGGAGGAUCAGAAUAGUGAAUACAGCACUACAGAAGGCAGCAUGGGAGAUGAAUCAGAGGUAGAAGAAGAGGCACUUAUAUCAUCUGGAUCAUCAGAGAAGCAGGAUGAUAAUCUUGCUAAGACUGGUGAUUCCAACAGCACCGGGGGCAUUAGUGGGAAUGCAAAUGCAGGAAGCAAAAAGGCAGUUUGCUCAAAGGUCAACACAAGUGAACCUGUACAAGAUGUUGAGAUUAUCAAUGCAACUGCACUUAUGAAGUUACUUCAGGGGGACCCAAACAUAACUAGCAGGACACUGGCUGGAACAUGCUAUUUAGUGUAUUUCUUCAGUCCAUACUGCCUAUUUUCUGUAAAGGGAUCACCAUAUGUAAAUGCCAUGGCACGUUCUAUUCCAAAUAUACCUGUCUAUGGUUUAGAUAGCAUUGAGCACCAUAGUGUAAAUGCCCGUUAUGGUGUCAUGGGAACCCCGACACUCCUGCUGUUUCACAAUGGAAAUGGGGUUGGACGAUUCAAUGCUUCAGAUUACUCAGUCCUGCAGUUGGUCUCUUUUAUUAAUCACUACACUGACCAGGAAAUUACUGACAUAAACGUCACAUCCUUGGACUUUCAGGCCAACCUCCCAUCCAAAUUAGCAGAAGGCUGCCCAUAUGCCCUGUGGGCUGCAUGGGUCUUCCUCCUGAGCUGUGCAUCUUGGCUAUUCCUCACAUCAGAGCUGUGUGCAAGACUGACAGAGGCAAUCCUGAACAAUUGGCGGGAAGCGGAAGCACAGCACGACCACCAUGAUUAAGAUGGAAAUGGAGAUACAGUCUCGGGAUAUUUUGUGGCUCAUAGUCAUUUUACUUUUUUAUUAUAUUUCUUGAUUUGUUAUUGUUUCUUAUUAGUAUUAUUUAUUAUCAUUGUGAUGAUGAUGAAAAAUACAUUUCCAUCUUUUUGUUAUUACUUUUUUAUCAAUAUGUAUUGUCACUUCAUUAAUCUAUCCUUAUACCAUUAUCAAGAUAUCUUGUUUGUUAUGUAUAUAAAUAUUAAUUCAGGCA